Aphidius gifuensis is the source of this 2902-nucleotide messenger RNA. RefSeq lists its product as uncharacterized. The record is from RefSeq and is a predicted model, not a curated record. Gene Ontology annotation, molecular function: calcium ion binding. The coding region runs from base 426 to 2846 and encodes 806 amino acids. Lineage: Eukaryota; Metazoa; Arthropoda; Insecta; Hymenoptera; Braconidae. The transcript is spliced from 12 exons.
GUUUUUUUCAAGAUUGGGACAAUAAGGGUUGAAGGAACAAAGAGACAAUAGAAAAAAUAAAAAUGAUAUUGUAUUGUGUUGUAUUGUGUACCUGUUAUUUUUAUGUAGACACAUAUAUAUGUACAGAGAUUUGAUAGGGGUUGCUGAUAGAGGAUGGAAAAUUUUCAACAGAGCAGGCGCCUUUUGAUGAAGCACACUGGUUCCUGGAAACUGGAGAAAAGAAACAUCACGAUCAGAGCCACGCGAGUGGCCGUAAGAUACGUAUCAAUUAUAAUUUAGAAAUUUUGAAUUUAAAAAAAAAAAUCAUAUCAGCAAAAAUUAAAAUAUAUCUCCGAUAAAAAUUUUGAAAAAGUUUUUUUCUUUAUUUUUUUUUUGGUGAAUUUAAAUUGUUUUUCUUGAUUUUUUUUUAAAUCAGUGUGAUAGUGAUGGAGUUGAAAUAUAUUGUGUAUUUUUUAUCACUCGUUAUUACAAUUGGUUUUUGUCAAAAUAGUGAAAAAAAAAAGGAGGAUGUUUUAUCUCCUGUAUUGACAUCACAAAUUAACAUUAAAGAAAACUGGAAUGAUUUACAUGAUCCUGGUACACCCUACGACAGAUUUACCUGGGAUACUGUUUUGUCAAAUGAAAGAAAACGACAUCAAGAAUCAUUUAAAAAUUCAUUCAACAAUAAUGACAAUAAAAAAAGCUCAUCAAUUGAUAUUUUACUUGAACAGUUAAAUGAAUAUCCAAAAUUAAUAAAUGACAAUAUUAAAAUACGUACACCAAUAAAUUCACGUAUUAAUAAAUUAAAUAAUCAUAAACAUAAAAAACAUUUUAAAAAAAAUGAAAAACGACUUAAUAAAAAUAAUAAAGUUAAUAAUAAAAAAAAAAAAGUUAAACUAAAUAAUAACACUGUAAAUAAGAGAAAAAAUUUACCCGAAAGUUUUAAUAAUUAUAAUAAUGUUAAUAACAAUAAUAAUAACAAUAGAGUUGAAGAAGAGUUGACGAAAAAUUUAGAAAAUGAAAUAUUAAAAUCCCAUAUACAACGUGUAUCUGAAUUUAUUGAUAUUUCAAAUGAUGAAAUAUUUAAAGAUUUAUCUGAUGACUAUGAUAAAUAUGUUAUUGGUGAUGUAUCAUGUAUGAAUGGUACAUUCAAACCAGCUCCACAAAUACAAAAUGCUCUGAUAAAAUAUGUAAAAUCUUCAAAUCCAGGCCAAGAAUAUUUAGAAGCAGACUAUGAAUGUAUUUCGGGUUAUUCUAUGUCAUCAAACAGUAGCAGACUAUUGUGUAAAAACCGUGAAUGGAUAGGCGAGCUUCCAUUAUGUGAUAUAAAAAAAAUAAAAAAUGAAGCAUGCUUAGAAAUACAUUGUGAUCAGGCAUGUCGUGAAAUAAAUAAUACACCAGAAUGUAUAUGCUACGAAGGUUUUCAUUUGGAAGAUAAUAAAUGUAUUGUAUAUUUAUAUUUUUUAGAUAUAGAUGAAUGUGAAAAAGCAAAUGGUGGAUGUCAAUACAUAUGUGUCAAUACCAUAGGACACUUUCGGUGUGAAUGUCCCACAGGAAUGAAAUAUGGAAAAGACAACUUCACAUGUAUUGAUAUUGACGAGUGUUUUUCAAACAAUGGAAAAGGACCAUGUCAAGAUAUUUGUAAAAAUUUCGAUGGUGGUUACUCUUGUUCAUGUGAAAGUGUACCUGGUACUGUACUGACAAGUGACAAUCAUACCUGUCAAGAUGUUGGCCCUUGUUCUGUAGACAAUGCUGGAUGUUCUCAUACAUGUCUUGAAACUGAUGGAAGAGUUUUUUGCCUUUGUCCAGAUGGCUUUGUCUUACAAGAUGACUGGAAAACUUGUCAAGAUGUGGAUGAGUGUUCAGUAACUGAAUUGCAAACUGAAGAUUGUCUGAAUGGAUGUAUAAAUACACCGGGUUCAUAUCAUUGUACUGAUCCACUUGAAUCAAAGGAUAAAGCUUCAAUUGAAUUUCCAGAAAACGAUUGUCCUCCUGGCUAUAAAAAAUCCCCAUUUCAAAAUUCAUGUAUUGAUAUUAAUGAGUGUGAUGAUGAUAAUGGUGGCUGUAAUGAAAUUUGUGAAAAUACAAAUGGCAGUUUUUUUUGUGCUUGCAAUGGUGAUGAAAAAAUAUUGUCAGCUGAUGGUAAAUCAUGUACAGAGAUUAAUGAAGUUUUAUGUCCUGCAUUGAAACAAGUUAAACAAGGUAACCUGGUAUGUUCAAAACAGGAAACUUGGAAUCCAUUGGUGGCACAAAGAGCUAUUCAUCGACCUGGUACUAAGUGCUAUUUGAAAUGUCUACCGGGUUAUCAACUCCUUGGGGAAUACAAUCUAAUUUGUCACGGUGAUGGAAACUGGAUUGGUACAAAACUUGGUGAAUGUGUUGAAUAUGAAGAGCCUCAUUUGGAAUGUCCAAAUGACAUAACUGUUGAAUUGCCACCGGGACAAGAUGAGGUAUUUGUAAAAUUUAAUCAGCCAAUAACUGAUUUAGAUUGGUUUCGUAAUGUUCGAUCAAUACCAUCAUGGGGUAAAAGAUUAGAGGCAGUACUUAAAACUGGCUUACAUGUUGUUACAUUUUAUGCAAGAAAUUCAAUGACAAAAAAACAAACAAGCUGUUUAUUAAGAAUUAUUGUAAAAGAUGGUGAAUCACCAAAAGUUCGCGAUUGUCCGAACAAUAUUAUCGGUAAAAAUGGCACAUUGAUUAAUUGGCAAGAACCGAUAUUCACCGAUAAUGUCAAAGUAACAAGAAUCACCAAUAAUCAGAGUUCUGGACGUAUUUUUGGCAUUGGUCAAUGGAAAAUUACCUACGAAGCAAGUGACGAAGCUGGUUGGUCAACAGAAUGUACAUUUGAUGUUAUUAUUCAUGAAUAAUUGAAAUAAAUAUACAACACAAUAAUUAAAUAAAUAAAUAUUAAUAACAAAAUAAA